GAAACCGGCCUUAGUAUAUAAAACCCCCAUUACCAAAAUACAUAACACCACUCAACAAGUAGCCAAAGUUUACAAAUCAAAUAUCAUCAGAGAGCUCCUUCAUUAUUCUUGGAUUUAAAUAACCCCCCUUCAUUACAUUGACUUGCUCUUCCCUUUAAAUAUUUGAUGUCAUGAGCUCACCUACUGUCCCCAAUUUGCCAUUUGCCUAGGAAUAUUAAUAACAUGUCACAGAAACUUCGAUCCCCACAACAACAACAAGAUCGUCAAUAAACCCAGAAGAUCAGCAAUCCUUUUUGUUCGAUUUAGCGACCUACUUCAUCAUCAUCAUCAUGGAUUUUUCAGACUACCCAACAGGCAAGUCUCCAAGAAGAGAGCUCCAACUCCAGGGUCCACGUCCAACACCUCUCAAGAUUCAUAAAGAUUCCCACAAGAUCAAGAAGCCACCGAUUGUUCCUCAACCCUCGCAACCUAAUCAGCCUCACCAGCCGCCUCGACAACCGGUUAUAAUCUACACAGUCUCGCCGAAGAUCAUUCACACAAACCCUAGCGACUUCAUGAACCUCGUCCAACGCCUCACCGGAUUACCUCGCUCCAAUUCUUCUGCUUCUUGUUCUUCCUCGUCUCCUCGAAAUGAUCAAAACACUAAUGGAGGCGGUGGUGAAUCGACAAUGGAGCAGUCUAGGUCGUCGGAUCAUGAAGGAAUCAUGGACAUGGAUGAUGAUGAUCGUGAUCGUGAUGCUGAUGUGAAGCAGCAAAGGGGUUUGUUUCCGGGGAUCUUGUCGCCAGCUCCGGGUGCGCUUCCUCCGAUUCCUUCAAGCUUCUUCUCUCCGGCGGCGGAUAGCUUCUUCCAUGAUUUGAGCCCGGUACUUCAUGGUAACAGGAACUUCAUAGAAGGUAGCUUCAUGCCUAGUCCGUCCAACUUCUUUUCCCCUACUCCGUCCAUUGACUUAUUCAACAAUUUUUCCGAUUUAUAGUUUGUCUUUCUUUUUCAAAUUCUUUGCAAGUGAAUGAAAGAUUUAUUCAGAAUAGAGUUUUCUGGGUUUGUCUUUUCAGAGAUAGAGUUUUUUUUUUCCGAUGAAAUUCAGAGAUAGAGUUUUGGCGAUGAAGAAAAUUAUAGAAAUGAAACUAGUGAGGAGGCAAGUUGGAAAGUUAUUAAUUAGUUGAUAGUUUAAUAGUGUGGGUCAUAGGAUGAUGGAUCAUGCAGUACUUGGAUGCAAACAUCUUAUGAUUCAUUCAUUAUCCUUUUGUUUUUGAUACCAUUUUUUGUCACGUACUCUUUGGCGUGUAAUUUGCAAACAUAUUAGUUGACCUUUCCCAUUGUUGUUUU
Rosa rugosa (rugosa rose) is the source of this 1327-nucleotide messenger RNA. Its product is annotated as protein MKS1-like. Gene Ontology annotation, cellular component: nucleus. The transcript has a single exon. Lineage: Eukaryota; Viridiplantae; Streptophyta; Magnoliopsida; Rosales; Rosaceae. The record is from RefSeq and is a predicted model, not a curated record. The coding region runs from base 330 to 974 and encodes 214 amino acids.